AUGCCUGCCAUUGUAUUUGACCCUAGCUGGCAGCCCAGUGAAGAUUCAGCCACCCUACUAGAUGAGCGUACAUGGCUCAUUGGAGCGAUUCUCACUGGAGUUGGAUAUGGCAUUGUCCUGGUGUUGACUGUCAUGUGCAUAAGCAAUCUCAUUGGAAGUCUGAAAAGGCCCAAUUUGAAUAUGAAGCUCCAACUGGCCUCUCUUACCUAUGUCAUCUGCACAUUUGUAUUUGCAACCUUGUUUGUGGCUGGCUCCUCAAAAAUGGCUCAACUGAGCUUCAUUGAUUAUCGGAACUAUCCAGGUGGUCCAGCUGCUUUUGAGGAAGUCAUGUUCUCCAUUCCCAUUUCAGAAAUGGGAAAUGUUGCAUUUGUGCUAUCUAAUUGGUUCGCUGAUGUAGUUGUGGUCUGGCGCUGCAUUGUGGUCUAUAAAGGGUGCCGAGCUCCGUGGUGGUCAGUUUAUACAGUACCCUGCUUGGCUUACACAGCUUCAUGGAUUCUAGGACUGCUCUGGUUAGUCCAGGUAUCGGCACCUGCAUCAUCACCAUGGGCAUCAUCAACAAUCAAUUUCACGCAGCCUUAUUUCUGGACAUCAUUUUCCCUGAAUGUUACAAUGACUUUUGCAAUUGUUGCACGUUUGAUGGUUUAUCGAUACAGAAUCAGCAAAGUCAUGGGGAAAACAUAUGGACGCCAAUACACCAGCAUUGCCUCCCUGGUUAUAGAGUCCUCCCUACUGUAUACCUCAUUCCAAUUGCUAUUCAUUGUUCCCUUUGCUAUGAACACGGCUGUUCAAACUCUAUUCCUGCAGCCAUUGUCACAAAUUCAGAUUGUUGCCCCCCUUCUUGUCAUCUACCGAGUAUCCUCUGGCCGCGCUUGGACUUCAAACACAUCCACACAAAUAUUCAAAUCCCAGGAUAGACAACAAGUCAUUGGGAGUAACAAGCUGCAUGAAAUGGUCUUUGCAGAGCACCAAGCAAUAGGUACUGAAACAACUCUUGGUCAAUAA
Molecule: messenger RNA, 1002 nt
Organism: Lentinula edodes (shiitake mushroom)
Lineage: Eukaryota; Fungi; Basidiomycota; Agaricomycetes; Agaricales; Omphalotaceae
Exons: 5
Coding region: 1-1002 (333 amino acids)
Source: RefSeq, a predicted model, not a curated record